CGAGCAAUGUCGUGUUUUAGGGCUUAGUCAAAGCGUUGUGUUGUUCUUGAAUCAGUAAAACAUUAUUUACUCUUACAUUAGGUCGACUAUCGUGCAGGCUAAUGUCCGUACGUAAAUAACUUGCUGGCGAUCCUAGCGAUGCGCAUGCGCAGUUGUGAGGGGGCGCACUAUCUUGCUGCUGUGUCCUCUCUUUGGCAGCUCCCAGCCAGUCCUCUCAUGUUCACACUGGUACUACUGUGAAGCUUCACAUAAACACAGAGGGACACACAAUGCUCAGCUGGUUGGACCGCGAACAGGGCCCAUAACUUCGUGUCAGUUUCAGCCUUCUUUGGUUAAUAUGCUGUAUUUUUCUUCUUGAAUGUAUAUCAACCACUACAGCCAAACAAUGAGAGGCAUCCUGAAGCGAAAGUUUUCAGAGGUAGAUGACAAUCCCUGCUACUCCUCCUCCUCCUCCUCCUCUUCUCCGUCCUCCCUCUCCUCCCCUGCCUCCUCAGAGUGGGAGUCUGACGGGGAGAGCAGCUUCUCAGACAACCAGGAAUUUACACCGCACAGCCCUUCUUCAACCACCAGUUUACCCAUUCAGUCCAUCCUGAAGAGGCCCAAGCUUGCAGGCACACAGAGCAACGUGCGCUUUGACCAAGUGUCGGUGUUCAGUUUCCCUCGCUGCCAGGGCUUCACCAGCGUGCCCAGCCGCGGAGGUGCCACCCUGGGCAUGAUGUGGAGGCACAGCAGCCUCGAAAAAUACACAGUGGCAGAGCAUGCACUGCAGCAACGGCACAGGCGGAGAGAGAGGCUCAGAGAGAGACGGAGAGAAGAGAGGCUUGAGGCGUUGAAACACAGAGCCAUUGACCAGAGAGAAGCAGACAGGCUCACAGCGGAUCAAAUCCUUGAAGAAGACACUGACGUCCACGUCAGUGAUGCUGAGCUGGAGGAUGGAAGUUUCCUUCAGCCGUACUCCUCCAAACAGCGACAGGCUCUCCUGCAGGCAGCAGGGGUGAAGCGUAUAGACAGAGAGGAGAAGAGGCAGCUUCACGCCCUGCGUCUGUCCAGAGAGGACUGUGGAUGUGACUGCCAAGGCUUUUGUGAGCCAGAAACCUGUGCAUGCAGUCUGGCAGGAAUCAAGUGUCAGGUGGACCGCUUAAACUUCCCAUGUGGCUGCACUAAGGACGGUUGUGGAAACACUCAGGGGCGCAUCGAGUUCAACUCCAAACGUGUGCAGACUCAUUACAUCCACACCGCCAUGAGACUUGAACUGGAGAUGCGACUGCAAGAUAAAACAAGUAGCCAAGAGGACCAGUCCGGACUUCCAGAGGACCUUCAAGAGUAUGCGGACCAGGAUGAGACCCAUUCGGUGCAAGGUACACAGGACAAGAGCUGCCCCUUUGGGUUCACCAUGGAAGAAGAUGGUCUUCCUCUCACCAUGCCCACCACUCCUUCCUUUCAUUUCAUCCCAGAGCGGUUGGUGGUGGAGGAGAACAGCUGCAGCAGCGACAUGACUGAAUCCUCUUGUUCCUCCUCUGACUCUGAUGCAGGAGGAUGCCUUAAUGGGAGUCAGAAUCUCCCUGAAGUUGAUGCAGGUUUGUCACGUGCCCUCAGCAUCUGUGACAAUGAUAACUACUCUACAUGCAGCCAACUGAGGCACACGGGUGAAGCAGUGACGCAGUAUAGCAACAACUGUGCCACUUACAGCACACCUACUGACAAUCUGGGACCACUGUCAGCCAACACAUUCACAGACAAUAUAAACAGGACCUCACUGACAGAUUAUCUUGAUGAGAAUGCAAACCAAGCGAGAGACUUCUUUGACGAAGACUCUCUUGAGGGCUUCCCCAACACUCCCUCUCCAACUGUGGACUACUCCUUAGGCAGGUACAUGGACCUGAGUCUCUCCUCUGACUCCGAUCUUGAGUUCUUUGACAGUGACUACACAUCUGGUCCUCUGCACAGCUCUUUCAAAGUACACAGACAUCUGGACACCUUUUGCCAUCUCCAGCUGUUUAGCUCUGUUAAUUUGCCAUCGUACGAGUCGAGUACCUACCUCCUGGAGUCUCUGAUCGGCCUGACUGAACCGAGCACAGAGCAGAGUUAUGCAGUCAGCGAUACCCAGCUUUAAUAGCUAAUUCAAGGCAUUCUAGUGACAUAACAAGACACUGUGGAAGAAAAUUUAAUGUAUAAAGCACUGCUUUUAUGUAUUUGUAAGAAUAUUUCAAUGUACAAAGAAUCAUUGAUGAAAUAUGUUUUUCCUAGCUGGAUAUAUUUUCUAUUGCCUAAAAAUAAUUUUGCCUUUGUUUCAGAGAAACCACACUAAUUAAUAUAUAUCUUGUUUUUUUUAAUUCUGAACCUAUAUAAUGAUCUCUGACAAGUUAUUUAAUAUCUUAUACCAUGGCCACAGAGAAUAUUUCAGCUGAACGGUGGGCAUGCGUUUUUUUCAUUGAAGCAGCCUCAUCGCUCAUUGCAAGUUCAAACCCACAGAUAUCAAAAAUGGUGGCCAUGGUAUAAGCAGGAUAAUCCACUUUGAUGCAUGCAGUAAUAAAAAAAUAACACUCCUUUAUUUUCAGCCUACAGGUUGUGAAUUGUUUUUUUUUAAAUCUGCACUCUUGGGAUUAUCCUGUAUAUGCAUAACAAUAUGUUUAGAAUAUUUCUGUACUGGAGUAAUAAAAUAAAACAUUUUUAUUUAUUUA
This is a messenger RNA of Larimichthys crocea (large yellow croaker), 2681 nucleotides long. RefSeq names its product cysteine/serine-rich nuclear protein 1. Gene Ontology annotation, biological process: regulation of transcription by RNA polymerase II. Gene Ontology annotation, molecular function: sequence-specific DNA binding; DNA-binding transcription factor activity, RNA polymerase II-specific. The record is from RefSeq and is a predicted model, not a curated record. The transcript is spliced from 5 exons. NCBI's taxonomy places the organism in Eukaryota, Metazoa, Chordata, Actinopteri, Sciaenidae. Bases 359 to 2113 code for a protein of 584 amino acids. Gene Ontology annotation, cellular component: nucleus.